This is a messenger RNA of Plenodomus lingam JN3, 444 nucleotides long. Lineage: Eukaryota; Fungi; Ascomycota; Dothideomycetes; Pleosporales; Leptosphaeriaceae. The record is from RefSeq and is a predicted model, not a curated record.
AUGUGGAAGCGUGAGAGCUUUUGCCGACGACAGCUCCAGCACCGCCGACUCUCCCGCGAACGCAAACCCCACUCCAUCACUGCUCAUCUCCUCCGGGCUCCGAAACAGUCGUCCAGUGCGUGCCUUACACUCUCACAACCCACCAUGAACGCCCGCUUCCUCCGCCCCUUCACAAGGGCCGCUUUCCGCGCGCCCACGGCUGUCCGCCCCACGGCCAUGGCCCGUCCUGCGCUCGUGGCGAGCCAGACCAAGAAACCCGAGGUUGGCCCUCAGCAGAUGACUGUGUUGAAGUCGGCGAUGCCUCAGCUCAUCCCCUUCUUCUUUGUCAACGAGACCACCGUGGCCUUUAUCCUCCUGCCGUCGCUCAUCUACGUCUUUUCCAAGUACAUUCUGCCCAACCGUGUGCGCCUGUUCGCCGCCCGGCUCUUCAUCAGCAAGUUGUAG